GGUACGAGUACGAGACUAGAGAAAAAACAAACUUCUAGAAUAAAAAAAAAGGAAAACGGGAUUAGGGAGAUCGACGGGGAAGGAGAAUCGCGCUAGAUAAUCGGACGUGGGACGAGGCGUUCGGUACUUUCACACACACACAAAAAGAUUUGGUGUGCGCCGUCGCCGUCGAAUCAAAUCUAAAGCGAGAAGCAGCGCCCGGGUGCUUGGACUCUGAAUUUGGGAGCGAUGUCGUUCGCUUACAAGUUCAGGUACAUCGUCGUCGGCGACACAGGAGUUGGAAAGUCAUGCCUCCUGCUGCAGUUCACCGACAAGCGGUUCCAGCCCGUGCACGACCUGACCAUCGGCGUCGAAUUUGGGCAGCGGAUGGUCACCAUCGGCAAGAAGAAAAUAAAGCUUCAGAUCUGGGACACGGCAGGUCAGGAGGCUUUCAGGUCAAUCACAAAAUCCUACUACAGAGGUGCGGCCGCGGCUCUCCUGGUUUAUGACAUCACCAGGAGGGAAACCUUCAACCACGUCGCGAGCUGGCUGGAAGAAAUGAGGGAGCAGGCGGACGGCAACAACAACAUCACCAUCAUGCUGGUCGGAAACAAAUCAGAUUUAGGUCAGAGGCGGGCCGUCAGCACGGAAGAGGGCGAACAGUUCGCCAAGGAGAACGGCCUCGCCUUCAUGGAGACCUCGGCCAGGACCCGGCACAACGUGGAGGAGGCAUUCCUUCAGAGCACGUCCAUGGUGUACGAGAAGAUCCAGGAAGGCGCCAUCGAUCUCUCCAAGUGUAGUGGUGUCACGCCCGGAGUUGAUGAAUUAUGCAACCUUGACAGGGACACGCUGCCGUCUGGAGCCUAAGGCUGCUGCAGCAGCUGAGGGCUGAGCAUAACUUGGACGACACAGUUCCGUCUCUCAGAUGAUGUUUGAUACUAGUGCAAAUCUGUAGUAUAUAUGUAGAUCACUUGGCAGUUUAAAAUGAUGUAAAGCGUUUUACAGUCUUUCAAUGUUAUAUUUUUUCU
Triticum aestivum (bread wheat) is the source of this 1007-nucleotide messenger RNA. RefSeq names its product ras-related protein RABB1c-like. Gene Ontology annotation, molecular function: GTP binding; GTPase activity. The transcript has 6 exons. Lineage: Eukaryota; Viridiplantae; Streptophyta; Magnoliopsida; Poales; Poaceae. The record is from RefSeq and is a predicted model, not a curated record. The coding region runs from base 229 to 846 and encodes 205 amino acids.